This is a messenger RNA of Emiliania huxleyi CCMP1516, 222 nucleotides long. RefSeq lists its product as hypothetical. The record is from RefSeq and is a predicted model, not a curated record. The transcript has 3 exons. The coding region runs from base 1 to 222 and encodes 73 amino acids. Lineage: Eukaryota; Haptophyta; Isochrysidales; Noelaerhabdaceae.
AUGAAAGCUAUCAACCCAUCCACAAUGAAAGCUAUCCCCGCCGCGGUAGCUACUGAAGUGCCGCGGCAGCACACCGUCUCGGCACUCCACACCAGAGUCGCAAGCGCCGCGGGGCGGCUGCGCGCGCCUACUGUGCCGGCGGCCGCGGCGGCGGAGGCUGCUGGUAGUACUGCUGGCGCCGGCGGGCGGUUAGGCGCCCGCGUGUGGGGGGUGGGGGUAUGA